AUGGAGAAGUAUGUGCAGGAGAGGCUUCGUAGGUCGAGCUGGCCCCAGAGAGGAGGAAGCGCAACGCAGAGCUGGCAACAAAAAAAAGAGGAGAAGCGGAGGACCAGAGAAGCGGCAGGUGCUCUUGCGUGGGCAGCCAAAGAAGGACGCCCAGACGCAGCAGCGGCUUCUUCCUUGACAGCGUCCUCUAUGGCAAGUCUUACCAUCGAGGACAUCAAAGACCUGAAUAAGGCAGUGAAGGCGGUGAAGCAGGAGGCUUCCCUAGCAUUGAGGGUGCAGUCCACACUCCUAUGCAGAAGCUGA
This is a messenger RNA of Effrenium voratum, 303 nucleotides long. The record is from the annotation of a GenBank genome assembly. Lineage: Eukaryota; Dinophyceae; Suessiales; Symbiodiniaceae.